UAUGAUCAUCAUAGAAUUUGGAUUGAUGGAAAAUAAUUGGAAGGAAGUAGAAUUGUUAUUUAAGACAAAAAUAUUUAGAGGGGAUCAAUAUUAUUAUUAAAAUCUUUUUUUAUUCUAUGCCAAAUCAUAUUCAUUUAUUAAAUGCAAAUUUUAACUUGAUAUUAUGAAAACUUAGAAUUUAUAAAUGAAUACUUCAGGAUAAGGCACUUCUUAUUUUAAAUCUACUUCUUAUAAACCCCUUUAGAAAUGAUAUUAAAGAUUUAAUUAAAAGUAAUUACCAGAUAUUCUAAUUAAUCUAAAUUAACAUGAAAAAAAUUAUUAUGAAAUUUUCAAAUGUUUUUCUUAGAGAAAAGGAACUUAGGAAUUCUAAAUAUCAAAUCCUUUAUUCUCUAUUAGUGAGGAGGAGGAAGAAUAAUAAUAGGUG
Molecule: messenger RNA, 424 nt
Organism: Paramecium sonneborni
Lineage: Eukaryota; Ciliophora; Oligohymenophorea; Peniculida; Parameciidae
Source: the annotation of a GenBank genome assembly